GGCAAAAUUUCCAAGGCGUAUAUCGAAGAAAAUGGUCAAACAGUCAACUCAAUUGAAGGAACUUAAAACCCAAACGCAGAAACCUCAAUUCAAGGAGCUUGAAAUCGAAGUGGAGCGUCAAAUCAGUGCAAUUAGGGUGGUUCGUGAUGUUGACAUCGAGCGAUUGUUGAUGGAACUUCGUUUGGUUCGGUCGUGUUUCAGUGAGGAACAGCUCCGGAAGCCAAUGCUGCAGGUCUUCGAAGAAACCUUACCGAAUCUCUCAAUUGUGAAAGAUGAAGGGAAUGGGAAAUUCGAUGUGAAGUGGAAAGAGAGAGGGAGCAAAAUGUCCACGACCUGUGGUGGUGUAGGAAGAGAUUUGCACGCUUCUCUGUUCCAGAGGCUUUCGAUUGCUUUUCCUUCGGAAUGUCCUUCUUCGGUUCCUCAGUUUGGUGGUUUUGAAUACUCUAGCAAUACUGGGAGAACAGGAUUUCUUGGUGAUAAAAAUCUUCAUUUUAAGGACUUUGUUUUUGAGGAGCCAUGUGAAGCUCAGACUCUCACAAGUCAAGAAGGUCUUCAGACUCCCAAUGUGAGUAGUCAGCGCUUGUCUGUUGGGAUGACACCCAAAACCCUUAGGCUGCCGAAACCUGGCGAGAUGCUUCUCUCUGUCCAUGGAUCACCUCUUGGUGUUUACAAGGAAAAUAACAUGGAAGCUAUAUAUGAGUCAGAAGAAGGUUAAA
This is a messenger RNA of Arachis ipaensis, 716 nucleotides long. Lineage: Eukaryota; Viridiplantae; Streptophyta; Magnoliopsida; Fabales; Fabaceae. The record is from RefSeq and is a predicted model, not a curated record.